AUCUUGACAUUAAGCAAGGGCAAACAGACAAGAAAGGGGUGGAGAAGAGUAGCCUACAACUUUGAAGCCAUCAUUUGGAUCAGCUCACAUUCAAAUACUUGCAAAGGUCUGAGCAAGAAAAGGACUUUUAGUGGCAACAUCCCUACGAAAAGAGUUUGGCAUAGAAAGGUAGGACAACUAAAGGGUUGAGAAGAGACUCUGUGAGGUGUGAAGAAAUUUUACAAUGUCUUCAUUUGAGGCCCAGGGCCAGUCUCCUCCUCGGUGUGGCCCACAGUUCCCGAGCCUCGGCCAGGAGCCCCCUGAGCUCAGCAUGUACAGUGACUGUUACUACCCUCCUCCCUCACUGCCGAGUCCUCAGCGCACUACGCCGACCUCCUACGACCUGAGCGACUACACCACCUCCUCUUCAAACCCUUACCUCUGGUUCAACGGCUCCGGCAUCAACACACCGCCGUACCUGGCUACUACCGGUCCGCCUGGCAACCCCGGCCCUCCUUUCGUCCCUCAGCACUACGGCAUGCAGAGGCCUUACCUGGGUCCUGCUGGAGCUGGGGGUCCAGGAGGAGAGCUGAGCUGGUUCUCUCUACCCUCACAAGAAGACCUGAUGAAGCUGGUCAGGCCACCUUACUCCUACUCCGCUCUCAUUGCCAUGGCUAUCCACGGAGCGCCAGACAGGAGACUGACCUUGAGUCAGAUUUACCAGUACGUCGCUGACAAUUUCCCUUUCUACAACAAGAGUAAAGCAGGCUGGCAGAAUUCAAUCAGACACAACCUUUCACUCAACGACUGCUUCAAAAAAGUACCAAGAGAUGAGGAUGAUCCAGGCAAGGGCAACUACUGGACACUUGACCCAAACUGUGAAAAGAUGUUUGACAACGGAAACUUCCGCCGGAAAAGAAAGAGAAAGUCUGAUCACCUCACCGGUGGUGAUGGCGGCUCAGGGGCUCCAGAGUCAGGUGACAGCGAGAGGGGCAGCCCCAAACACUCUGGCAACACUGACCUUAACAUCUCCCCCACAGCGGACAGGAUCCCCUCCCCUUCAUCGUCAGGUCCCGCACCUUGUCUAAGCAGCUUCUUAUCCGAGAUGUCUGGUGUGACUGCCGGAGCAGCCGGUGAGGUGGGAGGCGAUGGGUUAAGCAGGCCCCUGCAUAUCAACCUUCCUUUAGAUGGGCCUCAUAGACCCACUCAACCCGGAAGCUUUAGUAGCUACUCCCCCAACUCAGGUGGCCCAGAGUGGGUACCGCAAGUGCCUGGUCCCCCUGUGCUCUCUUCAUCACCCACCCACUCUUCCCUAGGCUACACUAGCCCCAUCCUCAGCCAGUACAGUGGGUCUAGUGGGCAUUUCUACCCCACACUGGGCUCGACAGGAAUCAUCUAUCAUCGUGAGGGCACAGAGGUUUAGUAAGACAUUAAGAUGGGAAAGAUUUGGUUUGAAAAGACUCUUGGCAGGAAAUUUUACAUGUCUGAUCUCUUUUGUUGUAGAGAGGUUCUGUUGUGAAAGACAAUACACGCAUACACAUACACACAAAGUAUGUUUGCGCUGACUGAGACGGUUGAGAUCACUAUAGCGUGACAGCAGAGUAAGAAGGCUUUGAUUCCCACAGGAACAGCUGAGUCAGCUGCAAAGAGCUACGAGUGUGACUCCAUGAAACCACAGUCAGCCUCAUUAUCAGAUCCUCAGUCAGCUUUUAUUCUAACUAAAGCUAGUCUCUAUCAGAUCUGACUCAUUAUUAACAGAUCCUAGAUCUGAUCUGCUGACAUCAGGCCAUUCCACACCACGCUAUCUGUGAUUCUUUGAUGGUAUCACCCAUACAGCGCUCAGACAGCACAUUUAGAGGAGUAGUUAAAUUACGCCAUUGUCUACAUAGUGUGUGUGUAGACACAGCUCUAAAAGAAUCAACAAAAGAUAAAAGGUAGACUUUCUGCCUUUUUCAUAGAAUUAAAACUAAACAAUCUGAUGAACUUACAGUCUUGGAGUCUGAUACUCAAGUGAUAAUUGUACUUUGUAAAUAUGUCAAUGUGUUGUGUAAUGUUAUACAUUUAUAUUGUUGGUUUGUUGGCUGUUAUUGUGCAAAGUGGGUUUCUAAUGUAUGGUAUAUAUUAUGUAUGUUGUGUUUUUGAUAUGAAUAAAAGGUUUUAGAGUUCUAAAA
Molecule: messenger RNA, 2150 nt
Organism: Dicentrarchus labrax (European seabass)
Lineage: Eukaryota; Metazoa; Chordata; Actinopteri; Moronidae
Gene: foxi3b
Product: forkhead box I3b
Exons: 2
Coding region: 224-1402 (392 amino acids)
Biological process (GO): regulation of transcription by RNA polymerase II; anatomical structure morphogenesis; cell differentiation
Molecular function (GO): DNA-binding transcription factor activity, RNA polymerase II-specific; RNA polymerase II cis-regulatory region sequence-specific DNA binding
Source: RefSeq, a predicted model, not a curated record